Molecule: messenger RNA, 1278 nt
Organism: Spirodela intermedia
Lineage: Eukaryota; Viridiplantae; Streptophyta; Magnoliopsida; Alismatales; Araceae
Source: the annotation of a GenBank genome assembly
AUGGAUUCGUCUUCCAAGGCCGCUACCCUUUCUCUUGCUCUUGUGCUUGUUUUCCUUGGGAGUUCGUCGGCUCAACUGUCCACAGACUUCUACUCUUCGUCUUGCCCGAACCUUUUUAGCACCGUGAAACCUGUUGUGCGGUCGGCGAUCGCUGGUGAGAGGCGCUUAGGGGCGUCGGUGGUCCGCCUGUUCUUCCACGACUGUUUUGUCAACGUAAUCAGUUGUUCUUCGUCUUCCAUUUCUCUGCUUUCACUCGUACGUGUCCCGAAAGACCCUAUUCUUACCGUUUAAUCUGCAGGGCUGCGACGGAUCGCUCCUUCUAGACGAUACUUCGAGCUUCACCGGGGAGAAGAACGCGAGGCCUAACGUAAACUCAGUCAGAGGAUUCGAAGUAAUUGACAGCAUUAAGACACGAGUAGAGAAGGUGUGCCCCGGGGUAGUCUCCUGCGCCGACAUCUUGGCCAUUGCCGCCAGAGACUCAGUGGAGAUCGUAAGUCCGCUACGGCUCCCUCAACCAUUGCGGUCUUUAUGCUCCUCUCCGGCUGACUGCUGACCAUACGCUGUGCAGUUGGGAGGUCCCAGUUGGCACGUGAAACUGGGAAGACGGGACUCGAGGAGGGCGAGCCAGUCCGAUGCUAAUAGGAAUAUUCCCCCUCCCACUUCCAACCUCACAACCCUUAUCUCUAGUUUCCGAUCCAAGGGACUCUCGGUUAGAGAGCUGGUAGCACUGUCAGGUAUCCUAAUUUCUUUCUUCUUCAAGUCCGUUCGAAUAACUUGUCUGACAAACUUUGCCAUCAUAAGCAUACGUAGUUUAAAGGCUUUUCUUGCGCUGUAUGAUGCUAGUGGUUUGCCUCACGCCCGUUCUCUGGGAAUGAUCCCCCCUGGAUCACAGGGUCUCACACCAUCGGGCAAGCGCGGUGUACUACCUUCCGGAAUCGCAUAUACAACGAGACCAACAUCGACAGGGCCUUCGCGAGGCAGAAGAGGGGGAACUGCGGGAGAACCUCUGGCGACAACAACCUGGCUCCGUUAGACCUGCAGACCCCCAACGGCUUCGAUAACAACUACUUCAAGAACCUGAUCAAGCAGAAGGGCCUCCUCCACUCCGACCAGGAGCUGUUCAACGGCGGCUCCACCGACUCGCUGGUCCAGAACUACGUCAAGAAUCCCCACGCAUUUGAAUCCGACUUUGCAGCCGCCAUGAUUAAGAUGGGUGAUAUCAGUCCCCUCACGGGCUCGAGAGGGGAGAUCAGGAAGAACUGCAGGAGGAUCAACUAA